Messenger RNA from Hyaloscypha bicolor E, 756 nucleotides. RefSeq lists its product as uncharacterized. The record is from RefSeq and is a predicted model, not a curated record. NCBI's taxonomy places the organism in Eukaryota, Fungi, Ascomycota, Leotiomycetes, Helotiales, Hyaloscyphaceae. The transcript has a single exon. The coding region runs from base 1 to 756 and encodes 251 amino acids.
AUGGCGACUCCCUUUCCUUGCUUUCCGAAGCUUCCCAAGGAAAUUCAAUUCAAGAUAUGGAAGGAAGCCGCCUUCGAGACCAGGAAUGUCGGUGUUUGGGUGGUGCGAGUGGACUUUGGAGGCUUUCACGAUGAGAAUGACGAUCACGAUCCAUAUUACUUCAGAACGAAUGUUGGACCACCUGCCAUACUACACACUUGCAAGGACUCUCGCUCGGAGGGCCUGAAAUUCUACCAGCUUAGCCUGGGUACAGUCUUUGAAGUUGAAGAACGCCGACACGCACCAUUUACCGUCACAUUCCCUCCCAGAACCUAUAUCAACUGGAAUGGUGACAGGAUUUGCAUGAUGUUACCUUGGUGCGAGGGUGAUUAUCAAACUCAUCUCGAGCUUCUAUCGCAAGCUGAGAACAAUAACUUGAAACUGAUUGCGUUCAAUACAUUCGGAUCAACAUCUCGUUAUUCCAACGUUAAUCGACUGAUUGAACACGCAGUCCACGCAUUCCACCCGGUAGAGCUCACCCUUUUCGACAUCGGGAGCGGUCUGGAUAUAAUGCGAUCACGCUUUACAUUCGAUGUUGGUCAUACAAAAUCCCAUAACAUGAAGUGGACGAGAUCACGCUUGGUCAAAUCAAUAAAAAGCCAUAAAAGCACUGAAGUCGGAAAGGGAGUAGGUGUAGCUGAUGUAGAGGGUGAUGUUGAUUGGCAAUUGGAAGUUCACCUCUGCCGUGUUCUGUGCGAUGGUGAGCCAAAGGAAUGA